Molecule: messenger RNA, 1503 nt
Organism: Colletotrichum higginsianum IMI 349063
Lineage: Eukaryota; Fungi; Ascomycota; Sordariomycetes; Glomerellales; Glomerellaceae
Product: Major facilitator superfamily transporter
Exons: 4
Coding region: 1-1503 (500 amino acids)
Biological process (GO): transmembrane transport
Cellular component (GO): plasma membrane
Molecular function (GO): transmembrane transporter activity
Source: RefSeq, a predicted model, not a curated record
AUGGCCGAGAUGCAGUUCGACAAGGAGACCAAGCCGGCCGAGUCGCCGCCGCCGCACUCCCUCGAGCACGCGACCGACCUCGACCGCCCGGUCUACGGCGACGACGCGCCCGUCGAGUGCCCGCCUCACACGACCGAGUCCAAGCUCAUCACAAAGAUCGAUUUCCGCGUGAUUCCCUUUCUGUGCAUCAUGUACCUGCUGGCCUUCCUCGACCGGGUCAACAUCGCCAACGCAAACGUCUUCGGCCUCUCCCAGGAGCUGGGCCUCGACGGCACCCUCUACAACAACGCCCUCGUCGUCUUCUUCGUGCCCUACAUCCUGCUCGAGAUCCCGUCCAACAUCCUGCUCAAGAAGUUCAAGCCCCACGUCUGGCUCAGCAUCAACAUGUUCGGCUUCGGCCUCGUCACCAUGCUGCAGGGCUUCGUGCAGAACUACGCCGGCCUGUGCACCACGCGCUUCUUCCUCGGCGUCUUUGAGACGGGCAUGUUCCCGGGAGCCUUCUACCUCAUCGGCAUGUGGUACCGCCGCCACGAGGCCCAGCGCCGAUAUUCCUUCUUCUUCAACAGCACCACCCUCGCCGGCGCGUUCGGCGGUCUCUUGGCCGCCGCCAUCGGGAAGAUGGCCGGCACCGGCGGCUACGCGGGCUGGAGGUGGAUUUUCAUACUCGAAGGUCUGUUGACCGUCGUCGUGAGCGUCUUCUUCUUCUUCUGCCUGCCCGACUUCCCCGAGGACGUCAAGUGGCUCACGGCCGAGGAGAAGGUCUUCGUCGCGGCCCGCCUGCGCGCGGACCAGGGCAACUCGGCCGCCGAGCGCAGCAUCACGGCGCGCGACGUCCGGCGCAUCUUCAAGGACUACAAGGUCAUCCUCGGCGGCUUCAUGUACUUCGGCCUCAUCGUGCCGGCCUACGGCUACGCCUACUUCGCCCCGGGCAUCUUCCAGUCCUACGGCUACAGCAGCAUCAAGACCCAGCUGCACAGCGUGCCGCCCUGGGUCGUCGCCUUCGUCUUCUCCAUGACCGUCGCCUUCGUCUCGGACAAGACGCGCCACCGCUUCGGCUUCACCAUCCUCGCCAUCUGCGUCGCCAUCACCGGCUUCGCCAUCCUCAUCUCCGUCCACGACAACACCCCGCUGCAGACCUUUGGUCUCUACGCCGUCGCCUCGGGCUGCUACACGGCCAUGCCCAUCAUCGUAUGCUGGUUCAACAUGAACCUCGGUGGCCACCACCGUCGCUCCAUCGGAAGUGCCUGGCAGGUCGGCUUCGGCAACAUCGGUGGCAUCAUCGCCGUCUUUGCCUUCCUGAAGAAGGAUGCCCCCAAGUACAUCCCGGGAUACAGCAUCAGCAUCGCCUUCGUCAUCCUCAGCGGCCUGUCUUGUACGGCCUACGCCCUCGCCUGCUGGUCCGCGAACAAGAAGCGGGACAGGACGGCUGGCGAGUCGGUGUUGACGCAGGAAGAAAAGACGGAGCUGGGCGACAUGUCCCCGGACUACAGGUAUCUUCUGUAG